AUGAUUAACGAAGAUAAUCUUUCGACUGAAUUCAGUCCAAAAAAUGAAACUAUUGAUAAAGAUCAACGUCGAUUAUCAUUACUUAAUGAUCCUAAUUAUGGUAUAGUUCUUUGUUUUCUUGAAAAAUUUCGAUCUAUAAUCGAUUUACCAAAUUAUUCAUUACAACGUUUUGAAGAUCAUCUUAUUAAUUAUCAAGAACGAAAUUUAGUUCCACCACGUCUUAUUGAUUUUCAUUUUAUUCUUCUUAAACGAUUAUCAUUAGCUAAAAAUACUCAACGAGAAAAAUUUGAGUCUAUUAUUACGAAAUUUGCUUCUCGAUUUGAUUUAAAUGAUAGUGAUCAUUUAUCAACAACAGGCUAUUUACAAGCUGAAAUUAAUGUUAAAAUUCGAAUUUUAAAAAAUUUACUUGAAAGUCAAUUUGAUUUAAAUCAAACAUUUAAAAAUACACUUGUUGAUAAAACAGCAAGAGAAAUUAAAUCAACACCGUUAGGUCGUGAUCGUUUUGGAGUUUCCUAUUGGCUUUUUAUGGAUACUGAUUGUUUUAUACGUCUAUUUCGUGAAGAUGUUGAUAUUGAUCGAACAUGGAGUAAUGUUGCUAAAGAUCGAAAUGAAUUCGAAAAUUUUAUUAAAUUAUUAAUUACAGAUUCUGUUGUUCGAAAAAAAUUUUCCGACUGGACAAUUGAUUAUGAGCCAUUUUCUUCUUUGCCACUUUCCGACGAAUUUGAAAAAUGUUAUUUACCUCCUGUAAUAGAUAUGAAAGAAGACGAAGAUAUUGAACCAAUAUUGAAUGAUGAUGAAAAACUUGAUGAAUCAAUAAAGAAAAAACGUGGACGACCGAAAGGUACAUUAAAAUCAAUAAAAAAUCAAAAACCUCAAUUUGAAAUGGAAAUAAAACAUGAGGACGACGACGACGACGAAGAAGAGGAAACCGAACCAAUAACGACCGAUGAUGAAAAACCUGAUAUUCCAAUAAAACGAAAACGUGGACGACCAAAAGGUUCAGUAGCAUCAUUAAAAAAAGAAAUAAAACAAGAAGAAGAAGAAGAAGAGAAAAUCGAACCAAUGUCACAUAAUGAUGAAAAACUUAAUGAAUCAAUAAAAAAGAAACGUGGACGACCAAAAGGUUCAAUAAAAUCAUUAACCAAAGAAAAAAAUCAAGUAGAUGUUAAAAUAAAAGAAGAAAAACACGAAAUUGAAUCAAUAUUAAAUCAUAAUGAAACAAAUGAUGUAUUAAUAAAAAGAAAACCUAGACGACCAAAGAGUUUAACAAAGCAAAUUGAUACGAAUAUAAAAGAAGAAAGCAUUGAAUUUACACCAAUUGAAGAUGAAAAACCUGAAGAAUCAAUAAAGAAAAAACGUGGACGACCAAAAGGUUCAAUAAAAUCAUUAAACAAUACAAAAAAUCAAAUCGAAUUGGAAAUAAAAAAUGAACCAAAAGAAGAAAUCAUAACAUCAGCUCGUCGAGGUAGAAAACGUAAAAUUAUUAUGGAAGACAAUAGUAAUGAUGAAAAUUCUAAAAUCGAAGAUAAUGAUAAACAACAUGAAGAAUCAUUUAUUGACGAUACAAAUCUUUCUAUACGUCGAUCAUCACGACCACGAAAAGCACCAACAAUAGAACUGACAUCUAUUAUUUCUUCGAAAACUAUGUCACAGGUGUCCACAAGUAAAAGGAAACGUUCAAUGAAUAGUAAAACAAAACUUUCCAAUGAUUUUUCAACAACAUCAACAACACAUAAUAAAUCUGGUCGUUCUCGUCGUCGACGUAAAACAACAUCUCGACGAAAUAUAAAUAAUGAAUUUCGUUUUUCAAGUUCAAGUUCAGAUGAACAUAUUGAUUAUCUAUCUGAUGAUGAAUAUAAUUCUGAUGAUUAUCUUCCUAAUUCAACUCAAAUUGAACAUGAUGAAAAUUUUUUUGAACUUGAUGAAGAUAAUAAUACAACAGGUGAAGAAUUACGUACAGCAAAAACUGCACAAGCAUCAACAAUAAUAACAACUUGUAAAGUAUGUUUAAAAAGUGAUCGUCCAGAUGUUUUAUUAUUAUGUGAUGAUUGUGAUGAUGCUUAUCAUGUUGAAUGUUUACGUCCAAUACUUUUAUCUGUACCCGAUGGUGAUUGGUAUUGUCCAUUAUGUGAACAUAAAAAAUUAUCAAAUCAUUUAAUUGAAAAAUUAAAAGAAUUAUUAAUUAAUUUUAAUAUAAUUGAAACAAAACGUUUAGAAUAUAAUAGAAAAAAAACUAUUGAAAGAAAAAUUAAAAUAAAAGAAUAUACAAGUGAUGAAAGUAUAACUGCAUCAGAAUCUGAACAUGAAAAUCUCGAAAAUAAUCUUCAUGUUGAUGAAUCAAUGUUAUCAAUAAGUCAAACAAAUGAAAAUAGUAAUAUAUCAUUAUCAUAUAUUGAUGAUUCAAAUAAAAAUAUAAGUCAACGUGGUCGACAUCGACGUACACGUUUUGAUAUGAAUAAAAUGCUUAAUGAUAAUGAUAAUGAUGAUGAUGAUGAAUCUGAUGUUAAUAAUAAUUCGAAUAUUGAUGAUGAUGAUGAUGAUGAUGAUGAUGAUGACGAUGAUGAUGAUGAUGAAUAUAUUGAAAAUACAACACAAAUAACUAAUUUUGAUUUACAAAUACCAAAAAAAAUGACACGUUUACUUAAUCCACGUUAUCGUCCAGUAAUAAGAAAUGAUCAACGAUUUAAACCAAGACCUAUUGCACCACGUUUAUAUCAUACGUCAACUAAUAUCAAUGAUAAACAUAAUUCAUCAAUAAUUUAUAGUAAUGGUCAUAUAAAUUCUCAUGAAAUGAAACCUAUGAUAACAAAUUCAAAUCAAACAUUAAAAAUUGUACGUCGAUGGAAUGAUGUACAACGACGUAAUAAACUUCGUAUAACUAAUAAUAUUAAAUCAAUUAAUGAUACAACAUCAGAUUGUGCUGAUGAAAAUUCUGUAUUUUGUCCUGAUGAUACAUCACCACCACGUUCCAAUGAAAGUCAUACAAAUACUGAUAAUAAAGAAGAAGAUUAUACAAUAAUUCGAUCAAAAAUAACAUUAGUACAACCAGCUAAUUUAUUACCAAUAUAUAAAAGUUCAACAAAAAAUAUUGUUUCUAAAAAUGAAGUUAAUUUUGAUCGACUCACUCGUGAUAUUCAAUAUGCAGUGAGUGAAGCAAAUACUUUAUCAACAGUACCUAAAGCUAUAGAUCAACAACAUGUUAAACGAAUUCAAAAAACAAAUUUUUCGCCAUAUUUAACUAAAGUUUCACUUCGUCCACUUCCACUACUUUUACCAAAACCGGCUGGUAUUGGUUAUAAAAUUUUUAAAUCUAAAGAUCCACCUACUGCUACAUUAACGACUGCUGAUCUUUCGAAUAUUAUUCUUACACCUUCAUCAUCAUCUUCUUUGCUUGAUGCAAAUGAUGAACAAUCGACAUCAACAAUGAAUACUUAA
Molecule: messenger RNA, 3435 nt
Organism: Rotaria sordida
Lineage: Eukaryota; Metazoa; Rotifera; Eurotatoria; Philodinida; Philodinidae
Source: the annotation of a GenBank genome assembly